Vitis vinifera (wine grape) is the source of this 2056-nucleotide messenger RNA. Its product is annotated as integrin-linked protein kinase 1. Gene Ontology annotation, molecular function: ATP binding; protein kinase activity; protein binding. The transcript has 12 exons. The record is from RefSeq and is a predicted model, not a curated record. Gene Ontology annotation, biological process: protein phosphorylation. Bases 348 to 1766 code for a protein of 472 amino acids. Lineage: Eukaryota; Viridiplantae; Streptophyta; Magnoliopsida; Vitales; Vitaceae.
UAAGGUAUGGGAGUGGCUAUAAAUACCGAUAUAUUAACUAACCUCUCGGACAAGUGUGUGGAGGCUCCUUUAUUUGCUUCUUCCUCACAAAAUUCCAUCGUCCUACUCGGCGACUCCUCCUUCCUCUUCGGAUCUCUUUUCUCUCCGCAACGACCAUCUUCAUCUUCUUCAAUCUCAUCAAUGUUGAUCUAACUCUCAAACCACAGCUCCGCAUCGAGAGCCUCGCAUCAUCGAAGCUCUCGAUCGAGCUCAUCAUCGUCUUCUCCAUCUCUCAAUCCACUCUGCUGUGUCUGUGUGUUUUUUUGGUAUGAACUGAUUAAGUGUUGGCAAGCCGUUGAAUUGUGGAUAUGGAGAUUGCGGCUCAGCUGAAGCGAGGCAUCUCGCGCCAGUUCUCCACUGGAUCGCUGCUGAGGACCCUGAGCCGGCAGUUCUCGCGGCAGUCGUCGCUGGAUCCGCGGAGGACCAAUCUGAGGUUCAGCCUCGGGAGGCAAUCGUCGCUGGAUCCGAUUCGGCGGAGCCCGGUGAAUGAGGAGCUAUCGGUGCCGGAGAAUCUGGAUUCCACCAUGCAGAUGCUGUUUAUGGCGUGUAGAGGGGAUGUGAAGGGAGUGGAGGAUUUGUUGAACGAAGGCACUGAUGUGAACAGCAUCGAUUUGGAUGGCCGCACUGCUCUGCAUAUCGCGGCCUGUGAAGGUCAGAUUGAGGUAGUUAAGCUCCUGCUCAGUCGGAAGGCCAACAUCGAUGCUCGUGACCGUUGGGGGAGUACGGCAGCUGCUGAUGCUAAAUACUAUGGAAAUGUAGAAAUUUAUAAUAUUUUGAAGGCUCGGGGAGCCAAAACUCCGAAAAUCAGGAAGACGCCAAUGGCUGUUGCAAAUCCUCGAGAAGUUCCAGAGUAUGAGCUUAAUCCAUUAGAGCUUCAGGUCCGCAAAAGUGAUGGUAUCACAAAGGGAUCAUACCAAGUAGCUAAAUGGAAUGGUACAAAGGUUUCUGUAAAGAUACUUGAUAAGGACAGCUAUUCAGACCCCGAUAGCAUAAAUGCUUUCAAAUAUGAGCUAACCUUAUUAGAAAAGGUCCGGCAUCCAAAUGUGGUUCAGUUUGUUGGAGCUGUUACCCAAAAUAUACCCAUGAUGAUUGUUUCAGAGUAUCAUCCGAAAGGUGACCUGGGAAGCUAUCUUCAAAAGAAAGGGCGUCUAUCUCUAUCUAAAGCUCUAAGAUAUGCUCUUGAUAUUGCCAGGGGCAUGAAUUAUCUACAUGAAUGCAAACCAGACCCAGUUAUCCACUGUGAUUUAAAGCCAAAAAAUAUUUUGCUGGAUAGUGGAGGUCAGUUGAAGGUUGCCGGAUUUGGUUUAUUAAGGCUGUCAAAGAUGUCACCUGACAAAGUAAAAUUAGCGCAAUCAGGGAGUCACAUUGAUGCUUCAAAUGUAUAUAUGGCACCUGAGGUUUAUAGAGAUGAACUAUUUGACAGAAGUGUGGAUUCAUUCUCUUUCGGUCUCAUACUUUAUGAGAUGAUUGAAGGAGUACAGCCCUUUCACCCAAAACCUCCAGAAGAAGCCAUCAAAAUGAUCUGUUUAGAAGGAAAGAGACCACCUUUCAAGAGCAAAUCAAGAAGUUAUCCUCCAGAUUUAAAAGAGUUGAUCGAGGAAUGUUGGAAUCCGGAACCUGUUGUUCGGCCAAUCUUUUCUGAGGUCAUAGUACGGUUGGAUAAAAUUGUUGGACAUUGCUCUAGACAAGCAUGGUGGAAAGACACUUUCAAGCUUCCUUGGAAAUAAGAGGGCACGUUCAGUUCCACAGAGAAUGAAAAAAAAAGACGAGAAAGAGAAAGAGAAAGAGGGGAUCUCCAUAGACCUCUUAAGAGUUUUGGGAGCUUUUUAUGUUGCACUGUUAUUAUGAACUAAAUAAGAAAGGAUCUCGGGGUAAAUUCUAAGUCAAGCCUAAAGUAGAAACAACCGUUUGCCUUUCUUCUGUCUCCUCAAGGAGUUGGUGAAAAAUCCUUUUUUGUAUAAAUAGACAAAACGAAUAAGUUUAUCUGUAAUUGCAAUUUGCAACAUCUUCCUCUUCC